Panonychus citri (citrus red mite) is the source of this 429-nucleotide messenger RNA. RefSeq lists its product as uncharacterized. The transcript has a single exon. Gene Ontology annotation, molecular function: magnesium ion binding; dUTP diphosphatase activity. Gene Ontology annotation, biological process: dUTP catabolic process; dUMP biosynthetic process. NCBI's taxonomy places the organism in Eukaryota, Metazoa, Arthropoda, Arachnida, Trombidiformes, Tetranychidae. The record is from RefSeq and is a predicted model, not a curated record. Bases 1 to 429 code for a protein of 142 amino acids.
AUGUCUCGAUCACUCUACUUUGUUAAAAUGUUUCCUGAUGUUCCUGUUCCAUUUAAAGCUACACCAAGGUCUGUUGGAUUUGAUGUAUCAUCUUAUGAAGAUACCAUUGUUCCUGCUCGAGGUCAAGUUAUUAUUAAAACUGGGUUAAAAGUGACUCCACCUAAAGGGACGUAUAUACGUUUAGCUUCAAGGUCUAGUUUGGCCUCAGAAGGAAUAACAGUUCAAGGUGGAGUUAUCGAUCCUGACUAUACUGGGGAAGUUAAGGUUAUUCUGUCUAACAAUACAAAUGAACAGUUUAUCAUCACAAAAGGUAUGCGUAUCGCUCAAAUGAUAUGUGAAAAAGCUACAUUUGCUGUUCUUUAUCAGAAAGAGGAGGUGGAGACAAUCACUACUCGAUGUGAUUGUGGGUUUGGCUCUUCAGGUCGAUAA